GUUUUUGUCAGAUUUGACUUUUUGUAAAAGGUUAGGAAAGGUUACUUAGUAGGUUAGAAGAACUAACAUAACAGGUUAGGAAAAUGAGGUUAAGGUUGGGAAAAGGUUAGCUAAAAUGUUAACUUUUGGCAUUAAUUUGACAAAAGCUAUAUGUUUUCUAGCCAUGACCAUACACUGACUGAAAUCAGCUUAUGUUUUAUUUGUUUUUAUUUUAAUCUUUAUUUUACUAGGCAAGUCCGUUAAGAACAAAUUCUUAUUUACAAUGACGGCCUAUACCGGCCAAACCCGGCCGAUACUGGGCCAGUUUUGCGCCGCCCAAUGGGACUCCCAAUCACGUCUGGGUGUGAUACAGCCUGGAAUUAAACCAGGGUGUCUGUAGUGACGCCUCUAGCACUCAGAUGCAGUGCCUUAGACCGCUGCGCCACUGAUAGGUGAUAGGGCCAAGAUAAAUUGGCCCUAUAGUUGGUCCAUGUACAGUUUAGACUUAGCUUUGAAGUUUAGAGUAGACAAUUGGAUGCUUGUUUAUUAUUAUCCUUUGAACUUAUUGAUCAUUUUGUUGUUAUUUGUACCCUUUUGUGAUCUGUACCCUUUCGGCCAAGAUCAUGCGAUCCUGAAGGACUGUUUAGUUGGUUAACUGGUACUGGGGGACUGAUUUAUCACUGCUUUUGGGGAACUAUAGAGCUCGCCAGCUUGCAGUCCUAAAAAACAGAAAUGAGUUUCCUCUGGUUCGUUCAGCCAUUCCUUUGGGGAAAAUGAAUGGGGAAAGAAUAGGGUUUGGGGAUAAAUGCUGAAAAUAAGGUCUGAGAUUAACACAGACUUAGCAGAUCUUAUACAUUUAGUUCUAUGAGAUGUAUUUAUUUAUUUUUAUUUCACCUUUAUUUAACCAGGUAGGCUAGUUGAGAACAUGUUCUUAUUUGCAACUGCGACCUGGCCAAGAUAAAGCAUAGCAGUGUGAACAGACAACACAGAGUUACACAUGGAGUAAACAAUUAACAAGUCAAUAACACAGUAGAAAAAAAGAGAGUAUAUAAUAUCAGUCAGUUAACAUGACCUUGAUGAAUUAUGAAGCCUUCUUUUAAAUGACAUAAAUGCUUAACAAAUCACAAAAAGUGACGUCAGUUGAUGAAGAUUAUCUCAUAGAACAACCAUGGCGGAGUUUAGUGCCUACAAAAAGACACCAUUACUAUUUCUCGCUAUUAGUUACAGAAUGGGGCCAUGAGGCUGGUGGGGGGUAAGCUGUCCUCUGAGGGCUGUGUGGAGUUCUACUAUAAUGGACAGUGGGGGACCAUGUGUGAAGACAACUCGGACAUUAUUGAGGCACAGGUGGUGUGUUGCCAUCUAACUAACCUGGUGCUCUUACUUCCGUGGUGGCUGGAAUAUACGGACAAGUUAGGUUGGAUCUGUAUAACCUCUCUUGUAUCCACUCAUCGCAGUUUUGAUUCAAUGAAGAAUAUCAGCCGUGUCUACACCCUGGACCACAACACAGGCCUUGCUAACCACAUGGGGGGGCUGUUUGAAAGUGGACAGGCGUCCAUCUUAAACGUCACAAAGGAGGAGAACUUCAUUAACUUCAACCUAGACGUUAGACUCAACUGCCGCCCUCAUUUCACCAACUUCCUAAGCCCAGAGGAUUCCUCCUUCCAGACCUCUCUGUACGAGCACUCCGUCUGUACAGGCGACCCAGUUCUGCAGGAAACCUGUCUGCGCUACCUUGCCUGGAGCUGUAAGUCACUGAGCCAUUCCCCAGCCUGGACUGGUCUUGGCCUGGGCACAGUAAAGACCCUUCUGGCCCGUUCAUACGUGGUAGUGCCAGAGGAGGCCUUCUUGCUAAAAGGUUUGGAGGACUGGGUGUUGGAUCAGGGUAACUCAUCCACCCACGAAGCCCAGGUGGCCCUUUUGGAAUGCAUCCCUUUUCCCAUGAUCGCUGCUUAAAAUAUUUUCAACUUCAAAGCUAAGUCUAAACUGUACAUGGACCAACUAGAGUUGUAUGAUGCCGGCAUGUUGCAGGCUGUUCAGUUCAAUGCGCUGCCCUUCCGGAUGCUGCUUGGGAACCUCCUCCAUAAAAAAGUGGAAUACACACCCAGGAUCUACACUGGCAAGCCAUGACUCAGAGCCUCCUUCAACACCCCUGUGCACAACAGUGCUUAUUUUGCCCUGUUUAAAAAGCUAAACUGGCAUACCAGCGUGUAUAUCCACAACCAUGAAUGCUCAAACAACUAUUUCCACUGUGUAACGCUGCCAAUGGUCUCACAAACUGCCCAGAAUAACAGGAAGCUGCCCAAAGAAUACCAGGAUGGCAUCCGUUACCUCAACAAGGUUGUCCUGAUGUGUGAAGGGGAGUAUAGAUUCCAUGUCCAGGAUUUCACUGUUGGCUGAGUCAAAAUCCCAGUCAAUAGUAGUGUGGUCCAUUUACAUUUACUAGUGCUACUCAGACCAGUUCUCUUACCGCGUGGUGGUUCAGUCUGAGUACACCUCUGAGAUCAAGCAGAAUGAACAGGAAGUAGAGGAUGAGGAAGAUGAGAAAAUAGAGUGGACAGGUUACAAAAAAAAAUGUUUUUUUUGUGUUGAAUUCCUCUGUAUUCAAGUAUAAGAAAGCAAUUCACUUAAAAUGUUAAUUGUAUGUAAUCUUUGUUGUUAACCCAUCCAAUCAUUUUCUGAAUGUAUCUUCCAGGAGACAUCGUAUCAUUCCAAUUUCAGUCUACUUUGGAAAAUGUGGGGCAUGUUCAGAACAAUAAUAAACUUGUUUUUAAUAAUUA
Messenger RNA from Oncorhynchus keta (chum salmon), 2756 nucleotides. Its product is annotated as galectin-3-binding protein A-like. The record is from RefSeq and is a predicted model, not a curated record. Gene Ontology annotation, cellular component: membrane. Lineage: Eukaryota; Metazoa; Chordata; Actinopteri; Salmoniformes; Salmonidae. The transcript is spliced from 4 exons. The coding region runs from base 1216 to 1932 and encodes 238 amino acids.